AGAAGUUGCGAGCAUAUUUGGGUUUGAUUUUGUUCUUGUUUGUUGUUUGUUGUUUGUUGUUUUCAGAUUUGAUAUCUGUUGAUCUAUAUAUAUAUAUCAUGUUUAUGGUAGUAAAGCAAUUUAUAGCUCAAAGAAAUUGUGAGCAUAUGGAUCUUUAUUUCUCUCUUGUUAAAAAGAUUCAAUCUUUGUUUCUCUUUAGUUGAAAAGAUUGGAUUCUCGUUUUUCUCUUGUUUCAAAGGUUCAAUUCUUGUUAACAAGGGGUAGGGAUAGUAUCAUAUUGCUAUAUUGCUAUAAACUAUCUUAAAUCCAUGUACACACCAUGUGACAUCGUAGCUUAUAAAAGAAUCUUUCUUUAUUUCUUUCUUGUUAAGAAGAUUCAAUCUUUGUUUCUCUCUAGUUAAAAAGAUUGGAUCCUUAAGUUUUCUUAUUAAUAAAUUGAAUCUUUCUUAAAAAGAUUGGAUUCUUGUUUAUCUCUUGUUUCAAUCUUUCUGGUUCUUGUUGAUCUACUUUGUGUAGGUCUGGUUUGUAUACGAACAACUUUUUGUAAAGAGUCAGCUCUUUAUUUUCUGCUUCUCAAUGAUGAGACGUCAUGAUAAUGCACUUGUUCUGGUUCUUAUGAUGUUUGUAUUGUCAAACCUGGUAAAUUGUACGGUAGGGCAUGGCUGCAACAAUGGCUUUCAUGCAAAGAAAAACUCAAGCCUUGGAGGCUUAGCUCUCGGGCUUGUACGUCGAGGUGGUGGCAUAGCCCAAGCCAUUGAAAGGAGCAAAGAGAGGCUCCACAUGUUUCUGAAAGAUCCAGAGAGUCCAAUACAUGCAGGAAACGGUGAAUUUCUGAUGCUGAUUGGAAUAGGAAGCCCGGCUCUAAAUUACAACGCAAUUGUGGACACGGGCAGCGAUCUCAUCUGGACGCAGUGUAAGCCAUGCAGCGACUGCUAUAAACAGCGGGGUCAAAUCUUCGACCCCUCCAAAUCCAAGACUUACAGUACAGUUCCCUGUUCGUCUUCCCUCUGCCGGGCACUUCCAUCUGCGUCUUGUGGUCCGGACUGCCAGUAUAUGUACGAGUAUGGAGAUUAUUCUUACACCAUGGGUGAUCUCGCAUACGAGACCUUCACUCUCGCCACCACCACCCGGGGCAAUGUCGCCAUUCCCAGGGUUGCAUUCGGCUGCGGCCAUGAUAACCAAGGCGGCGGUUUUGCUCAGGGAAGCGGCUUGGUUGGCCUGGGAAGAGGUCGAUUAUCAUUGAUCUCCCAAAUGGGUUCCACUGCAAACAAUAAAUUUUCUUACUGCUUGGUGUCAGUCAACGAUCCGGCAUCAAAAACUAGCCCUUUGCUCUUCGGUGAUUCUGCGGAUCUGCGCGGGUCAGGAAUCAAAUCGACCCCGAUUGUGACGAACGAAGCUCAGCCGACUUUCUAUUAUCUUGAUCUGCAGGGCGUGAGUGUUGAUGGGUCGAGGCUGAGUAUUCCGCAUGGGACUUUCGACAUAAAAGCCGAUGGAAGUGGGGGAGUUAUUAUCGAUUCGGGAACCACCAUUACUUAUUUGGAGCAAGAUGGGUAUGAUUCUGUGAAAACAGCAGUUCAGGCGAGCAUGAAGCUUCGGGAGGCGGAUGGGUCUAGAAUUGGGUUGGAUUUGUGUUAUAAGUUGCCUUUUGAUUCGUCAGCUGUCAAAGUUCCGGCCAUCACUUUUCAUUUUGCAGGCGCGGACUUUUAUUUGCCUGGGCAGAAUGCGUUCUAUAGAGACGAGGAGAGUCAGUUGUUUUGCCUUGCUAUGGCUGCGUCUAAUGGGCUGUCGAUCUUUGGAAACAUUCAGCAGCAAAACUAUCAUAUACUUUAUGAUCUGGGUAUUAACAGGUUGUCUUUCAUUCAUACUGCCUGUGAUGCUUUGUGAUUGUUACCGCUAGCUUUUAUCUCUUUAAUGCUGAUCCUUGUUGGUUUCUUUUACUUCUUUGUUCAAGCUUGUCAUCAGUUUGAUUUCUUAGUUUAAUAAGGCAUAUGUGAAAUUGUAUUUGCUGUGUGAGAAGAUUCA
Molecule: messenger RNA, 2022 nt
Organism: Cryptomeria japonica (Japanese cedar)
Lineage: Eukaryota; Viridiplantae; Streptophyta; Pinopsida; Cupressales; Cupressaceae
Product: aspartic proteinase nepenthesin-2
Exons: 2
Coding region: 577-1884 (435 amino acids)
Biological process (GO): proteolysis
Cellular component (GO): extracellular region
Molecular function (GO): aspartic-type endopeptidase activity
Source: RefSeq, a predicted model, not a curated record